AUGAGGACCGUGUCGCUCGCGCUGCUGGCCCUGGCCGGGCUGUGGUUGGCCGUGGCUCGCGCUGGCGCGCAGGGCUCGAGCCCCGACCCGUGCUACGACGAGCACGGGGCCGCGCGCCGCUGCAUCCCGGACUUCGUGAACGCGGCGUUCGGCAAGGAGGUGCGCGCCUCCAGCACGUGCGGCACGCGGGGGCCCAGCCGCUACUGCGCGAGGGGCGAGGAGGGCGCGCGCACCUGCCACACGUGCGACGCCUCGGACCCGCGGCGCGCGCAUCCGGCCUCCUACCUGACCGACCUCAACAACCCGCACAACCUCACGUGCUGGCAGUCGGAGACGGGCGUGCAGCGCGCGCCCAACGUCUCGCUGACUCUCUCGCUAGGCAAGAAGUUCGAGGUGACCUACGUCAGCGUGCAGUUCUGCUCGCGGCGGCCGGACUCGAUGGCCAUCUCCAAGUCGAUGGACUACGGCAAGACGUGGGUGCCCUUCCAGUUCUACUCCACGCAGUGCCGGAAGGUGUACGGCCGGCCCAGCCGCGCGCCCAUCACCAAGCAGAACGAGCAGGAGGCGGUGUGCACGGACGCGCACGCGGACGCGCGGCCGCUGUCGGGCGGCCUGGUGGCCUUCAGCACGCUGGACGGGCGGCCGUCGGCGCACGACUUCGACAGCUCGCCCGUGCUGCAGGACUGGGUGACGGCCACGGACAUCCGAGUGACCUUCAGCCGCCUGCGUGCGCCGGGGGAGCCGGACGAGGGCGAGGGCGAGGACGAGGACGCGCAGCACUUCUACGCCGUGUCCGACCUGCAGGUGGGCGGGCGCUGCAAGUGCAACGGGCACGCGUCGCGGUGCGUCAGGGAGCGCGAGUCCGGGGGGCUCGUGUGCGACUGCAAGCACAACACGGCCGGAGCGGAGUGCGACCGCUGCAAGCCCUUCCACUACGACCGGCCGUGGCAGCGCGCGACCGCCAGAGAGGCGCACGAGUGCGUGGCUUGUAACUGUAACCUGCACGCGCGACGCUGCCGCUUUAAUAUGGAGCUGUAUAAGCUGUCGGGGAGGAAGAGCGGAGGAGUCUGCCUCAACUGCCGCCACAACACAGCGGGACGCCACUGCCAUUACUGCAAGGAGGGCUACUACAGAGACAUGUCCAAGCCCAUCUCCCACAGGAAGGCCUGCAAAGCCUGUGACUGCCAUCCCGUGGGGGCCGCGGGCAAAACCUGUAACCAAACUACAGGCCAGUGCCCGUGUAAAGACGGUGUGACCGGUAUCACAUGCAACCGCUGUGCUAAGGGCUACCAGCAGAGCCGCUCGCCCAUUGCCCCCUGCAUAAAAAUUCCAGUUGCGCCACCAACAACCACAGCAAGCAGCCCGGAGGAACCAGCAGACUGCGACUCCUACUGCAAGGCAUCUAAAGGAAAGCUGAAGAUCAACAUGAAGAAGUACUGUAAGAAAGAUUACGCCGUCCAGGUCCACAUCCUGAAGUCCGACAAGGCUGGAGAGUGGUGGAAAUUCACAGUCAACAUCAUCUCCGUCUACAAGCAGGGCGAGAGCCGAAUUCGCCGGGGCGACCAGCUGCUGUGGGUGAGGGCUAAAGACGUAGCCUGCAAAUGUCCCAAGAUCAAAACCGGCAAGAAAUACCUUCUGCUGGGCAACGACGAGGAGUCCCCCGGCCAGGGCGGGGUGGUCGCGGAUAAGGGCAGUCUGGUCAUUCAGUGGAGGGACACUUGGGCCCGACGACUGCGGAAGUUCCAGCAGCGCGAGAAGAAAGGCAAAUGCAAGAAGGCGUAGGGCGGAGAGGGUCAAACAGAUUACCAUCCAGAACUGGACACAGAAACAGAGGAGCCAUGGAAAAAAAGAGGGAGCGGGGGGAUGAGGGAAAGGAGAGGGAGAAGAGGGACUGACCGCCGCCGCUUUGAGCUUUGAGCAGAGGGAUGAAGAGAAUGGUUUCUAUAAACAGGAACUGUUGUGAAGGAGCUCACCUUGCAGUUUUUUUUUUUGUUAUUCAUUUCCUUCAAGAUUUGUUUUCGUGGAUUUGCCAAGUUUGCACCAAGUUCAUAUUCAUUCACACAUAUUCAUACAUAUAUACGUAUUCAUAUAUAUACAUAUAUAUACAUAUAUGUGUGUGUGUGUGAGUGUGUGGGGUUAGAUUGAAAAUAAGAACGUCAACACAUUCAGAAACACAAUUUACAGAUUGCCAAACAAGACUUGGAGGAAAAAAAUGCAAUGGCAUUUUUCUCGUCAUUCACUUGUAAGCCUGUUCUGUAUUACAAACAUCAACCACGUUUGCGCAUGAUAUUUGGGAUUUAUUUUGGAAAAGAAAAAUGAAUGAUCAGACUAAUUUUUUCCAGACUUUCACAUACAGUUUUUGUUUUCAGCGUUUCAGUCUCUGAAUAUCUGUCCAAAACUUGGUUCCUUUUUAUGUUAGCAUUUUAAACACACACACACAUAAACACACACACACACACACACACACACACACACACAAAGUCUUUAAAAAACAAAAAGAUUCAGGAUUUAAGGAAAUGGUAAAAUUAUGCAUAAUUUGACAAAAGACCUGAAUGUAAGGGUUGCCAAACAUGAUUCCACAUCACCAUCAUUCACUUCAAAUGUGGACAACAGUGUAAAAAAUGUACAGUAUAAAAUGCAUGUUUUCUUUAUCUUACUGCUAAUUCCAGAAAAUCUGAAAACUGGUGCUGCUGUGUGACACAAAACACAACAUAGUGAUUUGAAUGUGUUUACUGGAUGGUCAUUUCCCAAAAAAAAAAAACAAACAAACAAAAAAAAAACAUUCAACAAUAUCUGGGGUUUACUCAGACUGCUCUGAGCGUUCAGAAUGACCAGCAACACAA
Molecule: messenger RNA, 2843 nt
Organism: Colossoma macropomum (tambaqui)
Lineage: Eukaryota; Metazoa; Chordata; Actinopteri; Characiformes; Serrasalmidae
Gene: ntn1a
Product: netrin 1a
Exons: 6
Coding region: 1-1782 (593 amino acids)
Molecular function (GO): protein binding
Source: RefSeq, a predicted model, not a curated record